AUGGUGCAAUUGUCCGAGCGUUGUUGGGCCAACGAUAAUCAGCGAUUGAUUUUGUCGAGUGCUUGGCGAGCCAAACAGGAAAUACUCGUGGUGGAUACAAGUUCAGGUUCAGUGAGGAAGAUCACCAAUAUUUCGAAUAUUCUCGGAUGUUGGAGUGUAUUGGAUGUUGUGAACGAUAUUGUUCUGGUAGCAUGCUCUGCGCCGAAUCGUCCUCCAGCAACACUUUUAGGUCGAUUACCAAAAGCGGGUGAUGAGGAUAAGAUUUUAUGGACAAAAUUGGACGACUGUAGCGUACCGGUUGAAGUGCGACUGAAACUUCUCGAUUACACUUGGAGACUGAUGGGCUUUCGUAGAAGUGACGGUGGUACUCAAUACGAAGGACUUUUGUUGAUUCCGAAGACUGGCGAUUCCCUUUCGCUAGUGGUAAGUCCACACGGUGGACCACAUAACAAUUCCACAGCAUCUUGGCCUCGACCUGAAACGGUGUUACUGUUGAAUUCUGGUUAUGCGCAACUGUUCAUCAAUUAUCAUGGAUCAAUCGGAUAUGGCGACGAUUUCGUAAGAUCGUUACUCGGCAAUUGUGGUGAUUUGGACGUCAAAGAUGUUCAGCAUGCCGUUGAAACUGUUCUGGAUAAUGAACCAAGACUGGAUCGCAAUCGAGUUGCUCUGUUCGGAGGGUCACAUGGAGGCUUUCUUGUAAGCCAUUUGAUCGGGCAAUAUCCGGGAUUUUACAAGGCAUGUGUCGCCAGGAAUCCGGUUCUGAACAUAGCAACUGAUACUUUGGCAUAUACGAAGGCNAUGUUCGAACUCUCCGACAUCCCUGAUUGGUCAACUGUAUGUUCAGCGGGUUUAGACUACGACUGGACAAAAGGCUUAUCAGAAGAGCUACGACAAAAAAUGUACAACCAAUCACCAAUAGCUCAUGUUGAGAAGGUCCAAACACCCUACUUGCUGCUGAAUGGUGAACAAGACCGUCGUGUGCCCGCUCAUUAUCGUCCUUACUUUCGCAACUUGGCCGCACGUCAUAUUCCGUACAAAAUAUUGUCAUAUCCAAAUGCGUGCCACCCUUUGGACAAUGUCGAAACAGAAAUUGAUUUUGCGAUCAACAUGGUGCGUUGGUUCGACAAAUACGUGCACUGA
Anisakis simplex (herring worm) is the source of this 1140-nucleotide messenger RNA. NCBI's taxonomy places the organism in Eukaryota, Metazoa, Nematoda, Chromadorea, Rhabditida, Anisakidae. The record is from the annotation of a GenBank genome assembly.